ACAACCUAGAACACAGCAGGGCCCGGAGCCGGCUCCGGAGCAGGCUCGAGUGAGCGCCUCAAGAGGUUUGGCGUUAUUCUCACUGUUCCACAGAGGGGCCACGAGGCUCAAGGAAGUGCACUAACUUGACCCAGGCCAUAGCUGAGACGUGGAGACAUCGGACCGCACACUAGGCGGUGCGGCACCAGAAUCCAGGCCUCCCCGGCAGGCCCCGACCAGGCUCCCCGGAGUCCAGCAAGAGCGAAAGGGAGAAAAACAUAGAAGCAAGAGAGAGACAUUGACUGAUCGCCUCCUACACGCGCCGGGACCGCAGAUCGGAGGUGCCGGACCGCGCCGGACCCGGGAUGGAACCGCAGCCUAGGGUGAAGCGCAGAGCUGAAACCAUGGUUCAACAGGUGCUCUACCGGGCGCUGGUCUCCACCAAGUGGCUGGCAGAGUCGGUCCGGGCUGGGCAGCUGGGUCCCGGCCUGCGGGUACUGGACGGAUCCUGGUAUCCACCGGGCACCCGGGAUGCGCGCAAGGAGUACCUGGAGCGCCACGUGCCUGGCGCCUCCUUCUUUGAUAUCGAGGAGUGCAAGGACAAGUCCUCGCCCUACGAGGUGAUGCUGCCCAGCGAGGCGGGCUUCGCAGACUACGUGGGCCGCCUGGGCAUCAGCAACAGCACCCACGUGGUGGUGUACGACGGCGACGACCUGGGCAGCUUCUACGCGCCUCGGGUCUGGUGGAUGUUCCGCGUGUUCGGCCACCGCAUGGUGUCGGUGCUCAAUGGCGGCUUCCGGAACUGGCUGAAGGAGGGCCACCCCGUGACGUCCGAGCCCUCUCGGCCAGAGCCGGCAGUCUUCAAAGCCGCACUUAACCGCUCUCUGCUCAAGACCUAUGAGCAGGUGCUGGAGAACCUUCAGUCUAAGAGGUUCCAGCUGGUGGAUUCACGGUCCCAAGGGCGGUACCUGGGCACCGAGCCUGAGCCAGAUGCCAUAGGACUGGAUCCGGGCCACAUCCGAGGUUCACUCAACAUGCCGUUCAUGGACUUCCUAACCGAGGAUGGCUUCGAGAAGAGCCCAGAAAUGCUCCGAGCUAUGUUCGAGGCCAAGAAGGUUGACCUCUCAAAGCCCCUCAUUGCCACGUGCCGGAAGGGCGUCACCGCCUGCCACAUAGCCCUGGCCGCCUACCUCUGCGGCAAGCCCGACGUGGCCAUCUACGACGGCUCCUGGUUCGAGUGGUUCCACCGGGCACCCCCCGAUACCAUUGUGACCCAGUGGAAGGGCGAGAAAGCCUGAGCACUGUACCUCCCCUCUGCCGGCCCGUAGCCCAGCCAGUCUGGUGACUGGCGUGACCUGGGGCUGGUGCGUACCCCUUUAGCCAGGGAGACUAACAAGGUUUAGAGUCUCGGGGUAAAGCUCUCCUCCCCCCACCAACACUGGAAUAAACGUGGCUUUCUCCGA
Molecule: messenger RNA, 1442 nt
Organism: Phyllostomus hastatus (greater spear-nosed bat)
Lineage: Eukaryota; Metazoa; Chordata; Mammalia; Chiroptera; Phyllostomidae
Gene: TST
Product: thiosulfate sulfurtransferase
Exons: 4
Coding region: 345-1277 (310 amino acids)
Biological process (GO): transsulfuration
Cellular component (GO): mitochondrion
Molecular function (GO): thiosulfate-cyanide sulfurtransferase activity
Source: RefSeq, a predicted model, not a curated record